Thalassophryne amazonica is the source of this 1149-nucleotide messenger RNA. RefSeq names its product myosin-9-like. The coding region runs from base 103 to 1149 and encodes 348 amino acids. The transcript is spliced from 4 exons. The record is from RefSeq and is a predicted model, not a curated record. NCBI's taxonomy places the organism in Eukaryota, Metazoa, Chordata, Actinopteri, Batrachoidiformes, Batrachoididae.
AAUGUUAAAAAAAAAUGUGAGCUUUUAUGUCUGGUUUGUCAGUCACAGGAUACGGCUUCUUUUGAAACACAAGAGAGGCUUUUUCUUCACCACCAGCAACAGAUGGGCAUCAAGCAGCAGCUUGUCACUGUGCUGCAGGAGCUGGAGCUGCAGAAGAGCAUGUGGGAGGAGAAAGGGGAGAAGGUGGAGGAGUGUUGGAGAGCUUGGGAACAGGAGCAAAAGCAAAGCCAGACGCAGAUAAAUGAGGCAAAGAAACUGGCUGUGGUGAACUGGUGGAAGGCUCAGACAACAGAAACCCGGUCGCGCCAAGAGACACAAGCCAAACUCCGGCACACGGAGCAGACUGUCACUGAUAUGAGAGAGCAGGUCUGCCACCUGCAAACGUCACUGAAAUCUGCACAGGAGCGCAUUGCCGAAUACGAAAAUAGUGGUCGAGUUCUUCAAAUAGAAAAGGGAACCAAUACUGAGAGGGAAGAGGUGGACAGUGAUGGAGGAACGACAGUGAAGACUAAGAGGGACGUAGCUGUGGCCACAGACGAGGUCGAGGACAUACGUGGUACAGCUUGUGACGAGCGACAAACCCAGUUUCAGGUGAUGGCAGAUGGACUUCUGGAAGCUCUUAGAAGGAUGGAGGCAAUGGUGAGUAGCACUUGGGGAACUGCUGAGCAGGUGCAAGAGAGUGAACAGAGAGUCUGCCAAGUGAGCAUGAGGAUGGAGAGCAUCAGUCAGAGGGUGGAGGAGGCUCUGCAGCGAGCAGCAGACACACACAAUCUGCUGAGGGAUCUGGAGGUCAGGAUGUCAGAAAAACCACAAACCCAGUCUCCAGAUCCCAGACAGUCAUGUGAUCCAGGAGCAGAGGCGAUACAUUUGGACAGUGAGCUGAAAGUUGGGGACAGAGUGGAGAAAACCCCAUGUCCUGUGAUCCUGGAAGCCACUGAGCAUCCACAGUCACCCAUGAGUGGGGGCUCCUCCAAAGAUGGACGUGGGAACACCAUCCCAUGGGAGGCGCCCAUGGGGCAUCCUUGCCAGAUUCCCAAACCACCUCAGCGGCUCUUUCAACGCGAACGAAACAGCGGCUCUACUCUGAGCUCUUCACGGAUGACCGAGUUUCUCACCCUGUCUCAAAGGGAGACACCACCACCCUCCUAA